UGCUCAGACUCAGUUAUGAAAAUGAAUCGCUUGACUCGCCUGGUCAAUUCAACCAACUCGUACGACUUUCGUCGAUAUCAUUUUACCACCUCUAGAACCUCAAUCCCUCCCCGUCGUGCUAUCACUACUCUUCCUUUAUCACUCCACAGACAAUUCUCGCCUUCAUUGAUAGUCAAAUUUACCUCAUUUGCCACCUUUAAUAACCCGAAUUUUCCCACCAUGGAAUCGAAUCCGCCGGAGUCGGGUGAAGAUUUUAUUCAUGUCGAGAAUCCGAGCCCUGACAACGUUGUGGCACUGAGUGAGAGCAUUGUUAGUCUUGGCGAGAGCGCAGUUAGUUAUGUCCAUGAGGUGAAAGAUUCAAGCGAAGCUGCUUCGGAGGAGACGAAGAAGGAACUGCCUGAGGAGCUAUCGAAGAGCGUAGUCUUCCUCACAUGCGAGUCAUCCGCCGAAGGCGGCACCUGCGAUGUGUAUGUUGUUGGAACUGCUCAUAUCUCCCAGGAAUCAUGCCGACAAGUGGAAGCAAUAAUUGAUUAUUUGAAACCACAGGCUGUUUUCUUGGAAUUAUGCUCAAGUCGAGUGGCUAUCCUUACUCCUCAAAAUCUAAAGGUACCCACCAUUGGAGAAAUGAUAGAAAUGUAUAAGAAGAAGCAUAACAUGUUUGGAAUACUUUACAGUUGGUUCCUUGCAAAGGUCGCCAGUAGGCUUGAGGUUUUUCCUGGUUCUGAGUUCCGUGUAGCAUUUGAAGAAGCAAUGAAGUAUGGUGGCAAGGUGAUACUUGGUGAUCGUCCAGUACAGAUUACACUACGGAGGACCUGGGCAAAGAUGCCACUUUGGCAUAAGGCAAAAUUACUGUAUUCCUUGAUUUUUCAAGCAUUCUUCUUGCCUAGCCCUGAGGAUCUUAACAAAAUGCUGAAGGACAUGGAUGACAUUGACAUGCUGACUCUUGUGAUUCAAGAGAUGAGCAAAGAAUUCCCAACUUUAAUGGAAACUCUUGUACAUGAGCGAGAUAAGUACAUGUCAUCAACAUUGUUGAGAGUUGCUAGUGAGCAUAAUUCAGUGGUUGCUGUUGUUGGAAGGGGACACCUACAAGGAAUAAAGAAGCAUUGGAAGCAACCUGUUUCAACAAACGAUCUUAUGGCAAUUCCUGCACAGAAGCCAAUGCGUUUUGUCGCAAAAAUCCUUACCACUCUUGGUGUUGCUGGUGCUGGGGGGGCCAUUAUUUGGGGCAUAUAUCUUAAAUUCAAGAAAUAGCUGCCAGAUUUUGCGUGUGAUUACAUGUUGAGGUUCAGGCACAGGAGUUUCUUUACUGAAAGCAAAAUUUUUAGAAUUAAAAUGCUAAGAACAAAUAAGAAACAUGACUGACUUCGUAAAAUUUUGGCUGGUGAUUAGUUCAUUUGGUGAAGGUAGCGAAUAACAACUACCUUACGUGAGAGUUUCUUUUUAGUCCUGUCUCUGUAAAUUGCGAACAACAUCGCCAAGCGAAGAUAAAAUUCUAACUGACUCGUAUGAAAAAAUCAAUGUUACUUUAUUUCAGAUA
This is a messenger RNA of Mangifera indica (mango), 1537 nucleotides long. RefSeq names its product traB domain-containing protein-like. Bases 16 to 1251 code for a protein of 411 amino acids. NCBI's taxonomy places the organism in Eukaryota, Viridiplantae, Streptophyta, Magnoliopsida, Sapindales, Anacardiaceae. The record is from RefSeq and is a predicted model, not a curated record. The transcript is spliced from 9 exons.